Molecule: messenger RNA, 992 nt
Organism: Helianthus annuus (common sunflower)
Lineage: Eukaryota; Viridiplantae; Streptophyta; Magnoliopsida; Asterales; Asteraceae
Product: putative calcium-transporting ATPase 13, plasma membrane-type
Exons: 3
Coding region: 128-613 (161 amino acids)
Cellular component (GO): intracellular membrane-bounded organelle
Molecular function (GO): P-type calcium transporter activity
Source: RefSeq, a predicted model, not a curated record
CAGGAUUGGACUGGAAUCAGAACAAGAAGUCCCUUUUAGUGUGCCUUUUGCUCUCUAUUGAAACUAACUGGAAAGAUGGUUGAUAGUCCCUUUAAUCGCGGUUCAACUCUUGUGGGUGAAUCUAAUCAUGGACACUUUAGGCGCACUUGCGCUUGCUACAGAAGGGCCCACUAAGGAACUCUUGAACAAACCACCCGUGGGUCGUGUCGAACCUCUUAUAACUAAUAUCAUGUGGAGAAACCUACUUGCACAAGCUAUUUUCCAGAUUACUGUUCUAUUAACGUUCCCUUUUAAAGUGUUUAAUGAGUUUAACUCGAGGAAGCUGGAGAAAAGGAAUAUAUACAAAGGUAUUCACAAAAACAGAUUGUUUGUUGGAAUAAUCGGGAUUACGCUAAUUCUCCAAGUUGUGAUGAUGGAGUUUUUGAAGAAGUUUGCGGAUACAGAAAGAUUAAAUGGUGUGCAGUGGGGAAAUUGUAUUGGUAUUGCAGCUUUAUUGUGGCCUAUUGGAUGGGUUGUUAAGUUGAUACCAGUACCUAAGAUACAGUUCGCAUGUAUAUAUUCAUAUAGUUCAUACACUUGUAUACAUUCGUUAUAUCCAAAUGGAACAGCUUGAGUGCCUUGAAACUUCCAAAGUAAUAUCCAAAUGCUUUUAUACUUUUAGAAUGAUUUAAUUAAAUAAAUUAGUUGUAAGAGCGGGACAUGUUUUCGCUUUUACAUGGAAGCUUAUAACCUGAUUUUCAACUUGAUCUAUGUUAAGUUUUUGAUUCAGCUAAGAUUUUGUGUUUUAUUAUGCAGAUAUGCAAUGAUAAAGAUCAAGCAAAUUCAUGGUUCCGUGGCUUAAAACUGUACUUUACUCGCUUUGUUGUUUUAAAAUUAAGGAAUUUGGCUUGAGUUGUAGUCAUAUAAGUUUAAUAAAUUUUGGCCUUAUUGAGUUUUUACACUAUAAUUUGUUUAACCAAGUGAUAUUAAGCCUAUAAUAAUUGAUUUUGUUA